GCCUCUCGUGCCUCGACGGCUCCAUGAGCGCUCCGCGGCGGCUGCUGCUCGCGGCGCUCCUCGCGAUGCUGCCCGGCGCGCGGCCUCAGCCUUCUUCUUCCCCUCCCGAGCCAGUGUCCGCCUCUUCAGUGCCCCCAGGGCCGCUGACGCCCGAUGCAACGGAGCGGCCCUCCACCGUGGAAACUGCAACUCCCCGGGACGUGGCUGGGGUCUCUACGGCGGCCCCUACCCCCGAGGCCACCUCGGCUCCCGGGAGUGCGACCACAGACGUCUUCCCAGCGGUGCCCAUCUGUGUGUGUGACUUAACUCCUGGUGCCUGCGACUUAAACUGCUGCUGCGACAAGGACUGCAAUCUUCUCUAUCCCAUGACAGUUUUCUCCUUCUGUCUUCCUGGCAGUGUAAGAUCUCCGAGUUGGGUAUGUGUAGACAAUUCUCUUAUCUUCAGGAGCAAUUCUCCAUUUCCUUCAAGAGUUUUCAUGAGUUCAAAUGGAAUAAGGCAGUUUUGUGUCCAUGUGAACAACUCUAAAUUAAGCUAUUCCCAGAAGGUCCAAACAGUUAAUGCCACCAACUUCCAGACCCUGGCUGCAGAGUUUGGAGGCGAGUCAUUCACUUCAACAUUGCAAACCCAUCCAUCACCGCCACCUUUCUACAGGGCUGGGGAUCCUAUACUGGCUUACUACCCCAAGUGGUCUGUAGUAAGCCUACUGAAACAGCCUGCAGGAGUGGGAGCCGGGGGACUGUGUGCUGAAAACAAUCCUGCAGGUUUCCUAGAGAGUAGACAUACAACCUGCUCACGUUUCUUCAGGAACCUGGCCAGUAGCUGUACUCUGGAUCCAGCCCUGGAUGCUGCCUCAUACUAUAACUUCACAGUGUUAAAGGUUCCAAGAGCUCUGACUGAUCUUCAGAACAUAAAGUUCCAGAUUCCUGUAACAAUUGCCUCAGAAGCCAGUCCUCCUCUAUUAUCUGGAAACACUUGUUAUAAUAUUGUUUCCAAGGUCAUCUAUGAGAUACAGACCAAUGGGACCUUUGGAAUCCAGAAAGUCUCUGUUAGUUUUGAACAAACCAACCUGACUGUGGAACCAGGUGUUUCCUUACAGCAAGACUUCAUCAUUCACUUUAGGGCACUUCAAAAGAGCACAGCUGCUUCUACUGGUCCUAGAAGUGGGAAUCCUGGCUAUAUUAUUGGGAAACCCCUCUUGGUGCUAAGUGGUGAUUUACGUCACUCUAUGAGCCUCUUGCAAAGCCAGGGUGAUGGAAUUUGCUCUGUUAGGAGACAUGAAAUACAGUUUGGAGUGAAUGCAUUAUCUGGGUGCAAGUUAAGGCUGAAGGAAAAGAACUGUAGCAGCUUGCAAGAGAUGAUUUAUCAGACUCUUCAUGGGAGCCCCCUACCAGAGCAUGUUGCCAUCUUUGGUAAUGCAGACCCAGCCCAGAAAGGAGGGUGGACCAGGAUCCUCACCAGAAACUGCCAUAUUUCACAGAAAAGAUACAUGGCUGUGGACUGUACUUCCUGCUGUUUCAUACCAGUUUCUCUGGAGAUCCAAGUGUUAUGGGCACAUAUAGGCCUUCAGUCCAACCCACAAGCUCAUGUGUCAGGAGCUCGAUUCGUAUACCAAUGCAAGACCAUUCAGGAUCACCAAAAAGAAACAGAAGUAUCUUUGACAACUCUUGUGAACUUUGUGGACAUUACCCAGAAGCCAGAGCCACCAAGGAGUCAACCUAGAACAGACUGGAAAUUGCCUUUUGAUUUAUUCCUUCCUUUCAGAGUGGCGUUCAGCAGAGGGGUCGACUCUCAGAAAGGCCCAGUCUCACCCGUGCUUAUCUUGUGUCUCUUACUACUUGGAGUUCUCAGCUCACAGACCAAGUGAAAAAAGCAAAAUCAAGCUUUCAUUUUUCCCUAUGGGAAGCUCUAAGGCAGCCUAUUUAUAUUGGCUAAGCAGAUUCUUACCUGCUCAUGACUAUGGGAGGGCAUUUAGGAACACAGAACCUAAUUAAAGGAAUUUUUAUAUAUGAUAAGAGGUAUUUUAGAAAAACAAUAAAAAUAUUUUGUCAUCGUA
Molecule: messenger RNA, 2054 nt
Organism: Jaculus jaculus (lesser Egyptian jerboa)
Lineage: Eukaryota; Metazoa; Chordata; Mammalia; Rodentia; Dipodidae
Gene: Tctn3
Product: tectonic family member 3
Exons: 15
Coding region: 24-1865 (613 amino acids)
Biological process (GO): smoothened signaling pathway; cilium assembly
Source: RefSeq, a predicted model, not a curated record